Molecule: messenger RNA, 1879 nt
Organism: Bombyx mandarina (wild silkworm)
Lineage: Eukaryota; Metazoa; Arthropoda; Insecta; Lepidoptera; Bombycidae
Gene: TyrRS
Product: Tyrosyl-tRNA synthetase
Biological process (GO): tyrosyl-tRNA aminoacylation
Molecular function (GO): ATP binding; tyrosine-tRNA ligase activity; tRNA binding
Source: RefSeq, a predicted model, not a curated record
GCUAACUUCAGUACUGUUGUAGAAGACAAUAUUGUUUCGAUUUGUGUGCAAUUAGUAUUGAAAAUUAAUAUAAAAAUAUAUAACUUUAAAAUUACAUACAUCAUUCAGCUUGAUGCAAUAAAUAGAAGGAUCUCCAUAAAUUAAUCAUGGCUACCUGGCAAGAAAAGAAGCAUUUAAUAACACGAAAUUUACAAGAGGUCCUAGGUGACGAUAAGCUUACUGAAAUCUUAAAACAGAGAGAUUUAAAAAUAUAUUGGGGUACAGCUACUACUGGAAGACCUCAUGUGGCCUAUUUUGUUCCAAUGUUAAAGAUAGCUGAUUUCUUGAAGGCUGGAUGUGAGGUUACUAUAUUAUUUGCUGAUUUACAUGCUUAUUUGGAUAAUAUGAAGGCUCCUUGGGAGCUUUUAGCACUCCGCACUCAAUAUUAUGAAGCUGCUAUAAAGGCAAUGCUUACAUCUAUUGGUGUCCCACUUGAAAAACUGAAGUUUGUACGUGGUACAGAGUACCAGCUUAGUAAAGAGUAUACAUUAGAUGUCUAUAGAUUAUCAUCGGUUGUAACAGAACAUGAUGCUAAGAAAGCCGGAGCAGAAGUUGUAAAACAAGUAGAACAUCCAUUACUUAGUGGACUUCUUUAUCCAAACCUCCAAGCUUUGGAUGAAGAGUACUUAAAAGUUGAUGCUCAAUUUGGUGGAGUUGAUCAAAGAAAGAUAUUUACAAUGUCAGAAAAGUUUUUACCUCAAUUAGGGUAUGCAAAAAGAAUUCAUCUGAUGAACCCUAUGGUACCUGGUCUAACAGGAGGUAAAAUGUCAGCCUCUGAAGCUGAUAGUAAAAUAGAUCUAUUGGACACACCAACAAAUGUUAAAAAAAAGCUAAAAAAAGCUUUCUGUGAGCCUGGUAACAUUAGUGAUAAUGGUGUGUUGUCAUUCACUAAGCAUGUUGUCUUCCCACUGAUGAAAGAAGGUGAGACAUUUAAGAUAAAACGUUCUGCCGAGCAUGGUGGUGAUGCUAAUUAUUCAAAAUAUGAGGAUUUAGAAACUGCAUUUGCAAACCAAGAAAUUCAUCCAGGAGAUUUGAAGGCUUCAGCUGAGGAUGCAAUAAACAAACUUUUGGCACCUAUACAAGAUACUUUCAACGACCCUCAAUUACAAGAAUUAACAAAAAAGGCUUAUCCACCGCCAACAAAGGUCAAAGGUAAUAUUAAUCAAGCUGUGGAUGAUGUAACUCCAUCAAAACUUGAUAUAAGAGUAGGGCACAUUGUGGAAGUGUCUAGACAUCCAGAUGCAGAUGCUCUUUAUGUAGAAAAGAUUGAUGUUGGUGAAGAUGAACCAAGAACUAUUGUUUCUGGAUUAGUCAACUUUGUACCCAUUGAAGAAAUGCAAGACAGAGAUGUUGUAGUUUUAUGUAAUUUGAAAGCAGCUAAAAUGCGUGGAGUUGAGUCAAAGGGCAUGGUUCUUUGUGCAUCUGUAGAUGAGCCAAAGCAAGUAGAACCACUGCUACCUCCAAAAGGAACUAAAGCUGGUGAUAGAAUUGUAGUAGAAGAAUAUGCCACUGGUGAACCUGAUGAGGUUUUAAAUCCCAAAAAGAAGGUUUGGGAAAAGUUGCAAGCUGAUUUAAAAACGAAUGAUAAUUUAACAGCGGUCUGGCAAGGUAAUAAGUUAGUAAGUAAAAUUAAUGGAAACCCUGUGACUACAAAAAGCAUGAAAAAUGCUCCCAUUAAAUAAUGCUUUUAUGGUAUUUAAGCAAUAUGUGCUAUGUUAUUUCCAUUAAGUGCAUUUCUGAGAAAUAUCUAUUGUUGAAUUUAUAUAAUUUUAUAUAUAUUAUGUAUAUUUUUUUGGUAAUGUAAUAAAUCUAAUUAUUUCACUAUUUUAUAAUUUUAUUU